Messenger RNA from Folsomia candida, 1706 nucleotides. RefSeq names its product 7-dehydrocholesterol reductase. The transcript has 9 exons. Gene Ontology annotation, molecular function: oxidoreductase activity, acting on the CH-CH group of donors, NAD or NADP as acceptor. Gene Ontology annotation, cellular component: endoplasmic reticulum membrane. The record is from RefSeq and is a predicted model, not a curated record. The annotation marks the transcript as partial. Lineage: Eukaryota; Metazoa; Arthropoda; Collembola; Entomobryomorpha; Isotomidae. Gene Ontology annotation, biological process: brassinosteroid biosynthetic process; sterol biosynthetic process.
UUAACUGUGACAUUAUUGAUCCUUAUCAAAUCAGUCAGACACCUGACACCUGCUCUUUUAACUUGUGAUUAUGUAAUAUCUGACAAUCGCGUCAGUAUCAUUGUGCAGUAUAGACAUUCCAGGCAAACGGCACACAAAGUUUUUAAAAAUGAGUCCCUCGAAGUCAACAUUGGAUUUGAUAAAUUAUCAUCUCGUUCCUCCAGUUUUUCUUAUAGUUUUUACGGAAAUUCAUUUGGUUGGAAAUGUAUUGCUAGUUUAGUUGCAUGGGCUCUGAUUUGGCUCUGGUUACCAUCAAAAACAUUUAAUGGUCCAACGACGUCUUUUGGGUACACUCCAGUUUAUCAAGCAAAUGGUGAACUGUACUACUUCAUAUCUGUGGCUGCUCUGCUGGUCAUAUCUUUUGUGCAACCUAGCAUAUGCGUCAGUAUUUAUGAAAACUUUGGACCAAUCUUAGGAGGACUUAAUAUUUUGGCCUUGUCCCUUUGUGCCUAUCUCUGGAUCAAAGCAAAGCUAAAAUCUGACGAGAAAGAUCCUUACCUGCUUGAUAAAAAAUAUCCUGUCUUGCACGAAUUCUAUCGAGGGAUGGAGUUGCAUCCCAGAAUUCUUGGGGUCGACGUAAAGCAACUAACAAAUUGUCGAAUUGGAAUGAUUAUGUGGCAGUUGUUGAUAAUUAUAUUUCUGAUUGCUGGGUGGCAACUUCACGGUUUUAAUGGUGGACACUUGGUCAACGUUCUUCUGCAAACAAUUUAUAUUUACAAGUUUUUUCGAUGGGAAACUGGAUAUUUCAAUACUUUAGACAUUACCUUGGACCGCGCCGGAUACUAUCUUUGUUGGGGAUGUUUGGUCUGGAUUCCAUCAUUUUAUACAUUUCAUUCCUAUUUCUUUGUCUAUCAUCAACCAACUUUAGGCUCUUUGGCCAAUAUCAUGAUCUUCCUGUUGGGAUUAUUAUCCAUUUAUUAUAAUUAUAAUGUUGACAGACAAAAAGAAUUGUUCAGAACAUCGUUGGACAAAUCGGUUAAAAUUUGGGGUAAGCCUGCCCAAUAUUUGAAAGUGGUUUACAAAACAGCAGAUGGAAAGCAGAGAGAAAGCAAGUUGUUGUUGUCUGGGUGGUGGGGCGUGGCUCGCAAAAUUAAUUACACAUUUGAGCUGUUGGCUGCCUUUCUCUGGAGUGUCCCCGGUGGGUUUGUGUUCGGAAUCUGGCCGUUUCUAUACUUUGCAUUCCUGCUGGCCCUCCUUGUUCACCGAAUUUAUAGAGAUGAAUCAAAAUGCCUGGACAAGUAUGGGCGAGGAUGGAAUGAUUAUUGCUUAAAAGUCAAAUACCGGUUAAUUCCAUAUGUAUUUUAAGAUUUUAGUUAUGUAAUUAGUUUUUUUCUGCAUUCAUUUUAUUUCAAUUAAAUAUUAUUGAAUCAAGUAGUUUUCUUUGUCUGAAUCUGUCCAUAAGCUCGUCCUUGUUUUCUUCCCCGUCUGUCAGGAUAUCUUCUUUUAGUGUUUGGGAUGAUGUUCGACCCUGGUGAAACAGGGAUUCCAAAUACUGAUAUUAAACCUCGGGAAUUGCGAACUAAUUUCCAUUCGUGAGCUGCAAAGGCCGAAUUGAACAAUUUCCUAUAGAUUAUUCCAAUUAUAAAAAAACAGUAUAAAAAUUCAUACCAGUUCCAGCAAAUGCAUGGAUGAGUAGUAAAAGCAGUACAAAUAUGCAACAAAAAAUA